Nyctereutes procyonoides (raccoon dog) is the source of this 7167-nucleotide messenger RNA. It is a transcript of the gene LARS1, whose product is annotated as leucyl-tRNA synthetase 1. NCBI's taxonomy places the organism in Eukaryota, Metazoa, Chordata, Mammalia, Carnivora, Canidae. The transcript is spliced from 32 exons. The record is from RefSeq and is a predicted model, not a curated record. Gene Ontology annotation, biological process: leucyl-tRNA aminoacylation. Bases 231 to 3761 code for a protein of 1176 amino acids. Gene Ontology annotation, molecular function: leucine-tRNA ligase activity; aminoacyl-tRNA deacylase activity; ATP binding.
UUGUAGUCAAUGGGUGCCUGCUGGCCUUGGGCUCUAGCAGUCUGGAAACUACAAUUCCCGGCGGGCUACGAGAUGCACAAGCAGGGAGUGGGCGAUUGCCUCAUCAGGUGUCGAGUGUGUGCCCUAGUGUCGUGGGAGGCCUGUCUGCCCCCCGGACGGAAGGGAGAGGUGGUGACCACUACUUUGAGAGGAUAGCCGAGGUCACUGUCGUGGUUUGCAGACGCGGUGCCAUGGCGGAAAGAAAAGGAACAGCCAAAGUAGACUUUUUGAAGAAGAUUGAGAAGGAAAUCCAACAGAAAUGGGCUACUGAGAAAGUAUUUGAGGUUGAUGCAUCUAAUUUAGAGAACCAGACUGGCAAGGGCAAGUACUUUGUAACCUUCCCAUAUCCGUAUAUGAAUGGGCGCCUUCAUUUGGGACACACAUUUUCUUUAUCCAAAUGUGAGUUUGCAGUAGGAUACCAGAGACUGAAAGGAAAAACUUGUCUGUUUCCCUUUGGUUUACACUGUACUGGAAUGCCUAUCAAGGCAUGUGCUGAUAAGUUGAAAAGAGAAAUAGAGCUUUAUGGUUGCCCUCCUGAUUUUCCAGAUGAAGAAGAGGAAGAGGAAGAAAUCACUGUUAAAACAGAAGAAGUAAUAAUUAAAGAUAAAGCUAAAGGAAAAAAGAGUAAGGCUGCUGCUAAAGCUGGAUCUUCUAAAUAUCAGUGGGGCAUUAUGAAAUCCCUUGGUCUGUCUGAUGAAGAGAUAGUUAAAUUUUCUGAAGCAGAACAUUGGCUUGAUUAUUUCCCACCACUCGCUAUUCAGGAUUUGAAGAGAAUGGGUUUGAAGGUAGACUGGCGUCGUUCCUUCAUCACCACUGAUGUUAAUCCUUACUAUGAUUCAUUUGUCAAGUGGCAGUUUUUAACGUUAAGAGAAAGAAACAAAAUAAAAUUUGGGAAGCGGUAUACCAUUUAUUCUCCAAAAGACGGACAGCCUUGCAUGGAUCAUGACAGGCAAACUGGAGAGGGUGUGGGACCUCAGGAAUAUACUUUAAUCAAGUUGAAAGUGCUUGAGCCUUACCCAUCCAAAUUAAGUGGCCUGAAAGGGAAAAACAUCUUCUUGGUAGCUGCUACUCUCAGACCCGAGACCAUGUUUGGACAGACUAACUGUUGGGUUCGCCCUGAUAUGAAAUACAUUGGGUUUGAGACAGUGAAUGGUGAUAUAUUCAUUUGCACCCAAAGAGCUGCCAGGAAUAUGUCAUACCAGGGCUUUACCAAACACAAUGGAGUGGUGCCUGUUGUUAAGGAAUUAAUGGGAGAGGAAAUUCUUGGUGCAUCACUUUCUGCACCUUUAACAUCUUAUACGGUGGUCUAUGUUCUUCCAAUGCUCACCAUUAAGGAGGAUAAAGGUACUGGCGUGGUCACAAGUGUUCCUUCUGACUCCCCCGAUGAUUUUGCUGCCCUCAGAGAUCUGAAGAAAAAGCAAGCCUUACGAGCAAAGUAUGGAAUUAGAGAUGACAUGGUCUUGCCAUUUGAGCCGGUGCCAAUCAUCGAAAUCCCAGGUUUUGGAAAUCUUUCUGCUGUAACCAUUUGUGAUGAUUUGAAAGUUCAAAGCCAGAAUGACCGAGAAAAACUUGCAGAAGCAAAGGAGAAGUUAUAUUUAAAAGGGUUUUAUGAUGGUAUAAUGUUGGUGGAUGGAUUUAAAGGACAGAAGGUCCAAGAUGUAAAGAAGACUAUUCAGAAAAAGAUGAUUGACACUGGAGAUGCAUUUACUUACAUGGAACCAGAGAAACAAGUUAUGUCCAGAUCUUCAGAUGAAUGUGUUGUGGCGCUGUGCGACCAGUGGUACUUGGAUUAUGGAGAAGAAAAUUGGAAAAAACAGACAUCCCAGUGCUUGAAAGGCCUGGAAACAUUCUGUGAGGAGACCAGGAGGAAUUUUGAAGCUACCUUAGGUUGGCUACAAGAGCAUGCCUGCUCAAGAACUUACGGUUUAGGUACUCGUCUGCCGUGGGAUGAGCAGUGGCUGAUUGAAUCGCUCUCUGAUUCCACUAUUUACAUGGCAUUUUACACAGUUGCACACCUCCUGCAGGGGGGUAACUUGCGUGGACAGACAGAGUCUCCACUUGGUAUCAGACCGCAACAGAUGACCAGGGAGGUUUGGGAUUAUGUUUUCUUCAAGGAGGCUCCAUUUCCUAAGACUCAGAUCCCAAAGGAAAAAUUAGAUCAGUUAAAGCAGGAAUUUGAGUUCUGGUAUCCUGUGGAUCUCCGAGUCUCUGGAAAGGAUCUUGUUCCAAAUCAUCUCUCAUAUUACCUUUAUAAUCAUGUGGCUAUGUGGCCAGAACAAAGUGACAAAUGGCCUGCUGCUGUGAGAGCAAAUGGACAUCUCCUCCUCAACUCUGAGAAGAUGUCAAAGUCCACAGGCAACUUCCUCACUUUGACCCAAGCUAUCGACAAAUUUUCAGCUGAUGGAAUGCGUUUGGCUCUGGCUGAUGCUGGCGACACUGUUGAAGAUGCAAACUUUGUGGAAGCCAUGGCAGAUGCAGGUAUUCUCCGUCUGUACACCUGGGUGGAGUGGGUGAAAGAAAUGGUUGCCAACUGGGACAGCCUAAGAAGUGGGCCUGCCAGCACCUUCAAUGAUAGAGUUUUUGCCAGUGAGAUGAAUGCAGGAAUUAUAAAAACAGAUCAAAAUUAUGAAAAGAUGAUGUUUAAAGAAGCCCUGAAAACAGGGUUUUUUGAGUUUCAGGCUGCGAAAGAUAAAUACCGUGAAUUGGCCAUAGAAGGUAUGCACAGAGACCUUGUGUUCCGCUUUAUUGAAGUUCAAACACUUCUCUUGGCUCCGUUCUGUCCACACCUAUGUGAACACAUCUGGACACUCCUGGGAAAGCCUGACUCCAUUAUGAAUGCUUCAUGGCCUCUGGCUGGUCCUGUGGAUGAAGCCUUGAUACGUUCCUCACAGUAUCUCAUGGAAGUAGCACAUGACCUUAGAUUGCGACUCAAGAACUAUAUGAUGCCAGCUAAGGGGAAGAAGACUGACAAGCAACCACCUCAGAAACCUUCACAUUGCACCAUCUAUGUGGCGAAGAACUAUCCUUCUUGGCAACAUACCACCCUGUCAGUGCUGCGUAAUCACUUUGAGGCCAACAGUGGAAAAUUGCCUGAUAACAAAGUCAUUGCUAGUGAACUGAGCAAUCUGCCAGAAUUGAAGAAAUAUAUGAAGAAAGUGAUGCCGUUUGUUGCCAUGAUUAAGGAAAAUCUGGAGAAGAUGGGACCUCGUGUUCUGGAUUUGCAGCUAGAAUUUGAUGAACAGGCGGUGUUGAUGGAGAAUUUAGUCUACCUGACCAAUUCCCUUGAGCUAGAACACAUAGAAGUCAAGUUUGCCUCCGAAGCAGAAGAUAAAGUCAGGGAAGACUGCUGUCCUGGGAAACCACUUAAUGUUUUCAGGACAGAACCUGGUGUGUCAGUCUCCCUAGUGAAUCCCCAGCCAUCAAAUGGCCACUUCACAACCAAAAUUGAAAUCAGGCAAGGGGAUAACCGCGAUUCUAUAAUCAGGCGUUUAAUGAAAAUGGACCGAGGCAUCAAAGACCUUUCUAAAGUGAAGCUGAUGAGAUUUGAUGAUCCACUGUUGGGACCUCGGCGAGUUCCUGUCCUGGGAAAAGAGCACACUGGGAAGACUCCCAUUUCUGAACAUGCUGUUUUCCACGUGGACCUCAUGAGCAAGAAAAUUCAUCUCACUGAAAAUGGGCUAGGGGCAGAUAUUGGUGAUACAAUUAUCUAUCUGGUUCAUUAAACUCAUGCAAAUUGGAGAUACAUCUUGGUUUCUAGGGACAUAACUAUUCUGUGUCUUCAGAUUAGGUGUGAGAACCUUAGACUGGACCUUAAUAGACUUCAUUUCUAACCAUCAAAUUCUGCCUGUAAUCAUAUUUACACCAAGUCAUCUUGGAUUCCUGAACCUAAUAAAUUUUUUUUUUUUUCCUUCUUGGGUCCUCUAAGAGAAGUAGUUUGUACCAUACUUUUUUUUUUUUUUUUUUGGUCUUUUUACAAAUUAUUGCUAUUUCCCAGAAGCUUCUGGUCUUUCAGAUUAACACAAAAAUGACAGUAUAUUUCUUUUUGAGGUGUACUUUAUACUACUUAUGAAGGCUAAGGAUUAUCUAAUUUUUUAUAUUAUAUCAUUAUGGAGUUAGCUGUAUUUCUUUUUUUAAAAUAAAAACUAAAUUAGACAGCUAGUUUUAAUUUUUAAAGAACAUAACUCAUGAUUUAAAAAAACACAUGAGAAUAUUUUAACUUAAGUAUUUUGUAUAAAGAACAAAUAGGUCUUAUAUUUAAAGAAUUCUUUUAGCUUUAAUGUAUUCGAUUAGCUACCAGUAAUAUUUUUUCAGGGCUAACAUCAAUAGUUUAUAAGCAGUUUAUAAUGAUUUACACUAAAUUUGGUCAUUUUAAAAAAGUGUUUUUCUCCCCAGGAACCUGCAUUUGUCAGAUUUAGAUCAUGUCCACUAUAUUGCAAAUUUGUUUCAUUCGAGCCAAAACAUCUUUUGAUAUUAUCUGUGCCGUUCUGCUUCAUAUGAGGGAAAAAUAUUAGGUAUUGAUUGCCACUGGAGAAAAAACAUUUCUGUUUCUUUAAGGAUUCAACAUGGGCAAAGAUUGGGGUGUCUGGGUGGCUCGAUCAGUUCAGCAUUUUCUCUUGAUUUGGGCUCAGGUCAUGAUUUGAGAGUCGUGAUACUGAGACUGUUGGCUCUCGUAAUCACCUGGGAAUCUGCUUGAGAUUCUCUCCCUCUGCUCCUCCCCCCACUCACGUGCACAUGCGCUGUCUCUCAAACAAUAAAUCUUAAAAAAAAAAUGACUGUAUGGGCAAAGGCCAAUUCCGAUAACCCUAAGGAACCUGAGUUCUAAUUUUCAUGUUAAAUCAAGAGAUUUUACUGAGCUAUCUUCUUCAACAGUUUGACAGGUACUGGACCACACUGAAUGCUUUAUCAUAGAUCCAUUGAAGUAAGUCAUUGAAUGUUAGAACUCAAAGAUCCCUUAGAGGACAAGUGCAAGUUAUCAUUUAUCAGGUAAGGGCCAGCAGCAUAGCAUAGCAGGUAAGGUUACAUGCUCUGAAGUCAGACUAGCCAGGUUAGAUUUCCACUCUUUCCAUUUGCUACUUGGGUGAUCUUGGCCAAUUACUCAGGCUCAGUUUCUUCAUCUGUAAAAUGGAAGUAAUAAUGUGCCUAUCUACUUUCUAGGCUUAUCAGAGAUGUUUAGGUGAAACAUUCUAGGAAAACCAUAUAUAUAGCAUAGUACCUAGCAAGCGGUAAAACCUCAGUAGGUGUUACUGAUUAAUGAUAAUAAUGAUGAUGAUAAUUAAUAAAAAGCCCCAGGAUGUAUUGGUUUAAGAUUAUUUAGGCUGUAAUCAUGUCCUUUCUGUUGGUUUCUAUGGGGCCACCAUUUUGUUGUUUGCCCUCUGGAUUCUUUUGCUGCUCCCUCACUGUGUAUAGCCUUAAUUAUUCCCUAAAUCAAUUAAUCUUUCCUCGUGCCUAAUUACAAACUCACUUAAGUUUAACUUCGGUAAAUUAAACUAUAUGUGUUUGGGGGAAAAAAACAAAAAGCAAACCAGAAGGAUGGAAAAUAAUUGCAAUAUUAUGGAUGAUUAUGCCUAUUUCAUUAGAUGAGCCUAUGAACCUCUGCUCCUUGGAUUAAGUGUGAGUUGGAAUUCAUAGAUCCUCUGUUCUUGCCGGCUUGAAUCCUUGGUGCCUCUCUUAGAAUGAGCAUCUUGCUGGGCUGAAUAUGCUUCUUGUGUUUAAAGAUACAUAAGUUUUGUACAUGGAAGCCUGCAAGUAUGGGCCCAUUGCUUCAUCUGGUGCUCAACUGAAGAAGCAACAAUUAGUUGAAAUGCUGAAGAAAAGGCAGCCCCGGUGGCGCAGCGGUUUAGCGCCACCUGCAGCCCAGGGCGUGAUCCUGGAGCCCCGGGAUUGAGUCCCACGUCAGGCUCCCUGCUUGGAGCCUGCUUCUCCCUCUGCCUGUGUCUGCCUCUCUCUCUCUCUCUCUCUCUCUCUCUCUCUCUCUCUCUCUCUCUCUCUUUGCAUCUCUAUGAAUAAAUAAAUAAAAUCUUAAAAAAAAAUGCUGAAGUAAAACAGGCUGCAUUCGGCUUACUGUAAUCAUAGGAGUUUGGUACCUUCCUAAAGGAUUUGAAUUCUUUUAAGUUGUGAAAUAUGCACACACAAAAGUGAAUAACAAGAAAUACAUAACACAUACUCAAAAUAUAAAAAAUUAAAUUAACAAAAAUAUUAGCAACAGCAAAACAAUUAUCAACAGGGCAAAAUCCUAUAUAAUCACCAUUCAGUCAAAGAACAGCACAACGCCAGCACCUCAGAAGCCUAACUUGUGCCUCCUCCUAUAAAGACAAGACUGUGUCCCAGUCAGUGUACAAUUUUUAUACCUGCUUUUUUAAACUGACAUCUUUAAAAAAGAUUUUCAUAUAAAUUCAAUUUAAUUAACAUAUACUAUCAGAUUUUUUUUUUUCUUCACUAACUGUUUUUAUACAUGUUCUGUGUGAAUCUGAAAAGAAUGUUUAGGGCAGCCCCAGUGGCCCAGCGGUUUAGCACCGCCUUCAGCCCAGGGUGUGAUCCUGGAAGCCUGGGAUCGAGUCCCAUGUCAGGCUCCCUGCGUGGAGCCUGCUUCUCCCUCUGCCUGUGUCUCUGCCUUUCUCUCUCUGUGUGUCUGUUGUGAAUAAAUAAAUAAAAUCUUAAAAAAAAUGAAAAGAAUGUUUAUUCUGCAAUCAUAAUGUUCUGUAUAUGUCCGUUAGGUUAUAGUUGGCAGAUUGAACUGUUCAAAUCUGUAUCCUACUGUUUUGUUCUUUUGUUUUUGAGAGGUGUACUAAAAUCUCCCAAGGUCAUGGAUUUACAUAUUUUUCCUUAUAGUUCAUAUUUUUUUUUGAUGCUAUUAUUUGAUGUACAUAGAUUUAAAUUCUGUUAUAUUCCUGGUAAACUGAACUUUUUCUAAUUGGGUAGUGUUCCUCAUUUUUAGAAAUGUUUUUUGACUAAAGGCUAUGACAUUAAUAUAAUGACAUCAGUUUUCUUUUGGUUAGUGUUGAUGUGGAAUAUCUUUCUCCAUCCUUUUACUUUUAACCUUCUGUGGUUUUAUUUUAAUAUUUUAUUUUGACAAAUUUUAAACCUACAGAAAAGUUAAAAGAAUUGGCCAAUAAACAUCCAUAUAUCUAU